This is a messenger RNA of Ictalurus punctatus (channel catfish), 7158 nucleotides long. RefSeq names its product FHF complex subunit HOOK interacting protein 1Aa (gene fhip1aa). Bases 456 to 3308 code for a protein of 950 amino acids. Lineage: Eukaryota; Metazoa; Chordata; Actinopteri; Siluriformes; Ictaluridae. The record is from RefSeq and is a predicted model, not a curated record. The transcript has 14 exons.
AUCAGCGCUGAGGUGUGCGCUCGAGGCUGCGCGAGACGGAGGCCCUUCACUGCUUCCUGAGCGGAAUUAAAGCCACCAUGACUGAAGUCCAGCAGAGGAUUUCAUUUCACACGCAGGAGGAUUUAUAACAGAGCAAAACUAGUUUACAGGAGCUGCAGGACUUCGAGUGAAGAAAGAAAUCAAUCUCUCAUCUGGUCAUUUAUCACCUGGGAACAGGUCUAUUCCUUCUGAUCCGUUCCAAUCUGAAGCUCUGCCGGUUCCUGACACCAUGCCGAGACUCGGACUGUGAGCGGAUUGGACGCUUUCUGACCAACGGGAACUCGCAGAAACGUUCAGACGCAGUUUAGGUCUCCCAGCAGCUUCAUGAUCUACCCUUGACUGGAAUGCAGUGAAGGGGGUUACGACCCCGCCCUUUUCUCACACUGUGGUUUAACCCAUGAGGUCAUGUCACAGUAAUGGCGUCUGCGGUAGCCAAUAGGAGUCGAGGAAACCAGUCGCUGCUCCUGAAGGGCGUCGACCCCGAAACAUGCAUGAUCGUGUUCAAGAACCACUGGGCUCAGGUGGUUAAGAUCCUGGAGAAACACGACCCUUUGCGCAGCGGUGGAGGUUUCAGCCUCGGGGUCGGAGUUCACGCUUUUAGAAGUCAUGGUGCGCGUCACGGGACAAUCCCACUGGACGAGGCGAGCGCGGUGCAGAACUACGUAGAGCACAUGCUCUACCUCCUGAUGGAGGAGGAGAGCGGAGUGGGCGGAGCCAUGGGCCCCAUCCUGGAGUUCGUCAUCAUGGAGAACGUGAUGGAGCGCUUGUUCGUGUGGAGCCUGAGGCGAGAUUUCACCGAGCAAUCAAAGCUCGAGCAGCUCAAGAUGUACGAGAUGCUGAUCGGGCAGGCCAAGCAGCCGCUGUUGCAUCACAAGCCGAUUCUGAAGCCGCUGAUGAUGCUGCUGUCGUCCUGCUCGGGGACAGCGACGGGUCAAACGGCAGCAGGUGUUCCGACUUCCUCCAAGGUGGAGCAUGAGCUCGUUCUUCUCCUCCAUCAGCUGUGCUGCGUGGUGUCCAGUGAUCCCUCCAUCCUCGAGCUGUUCUUCCACUCCAGUGAGGAUCAGGGAGCCGCUAACUUCCUGCUUUUUUCCCUCCUUGUUCCGUUCAUCCACAGAGACGGAGCGAUGGGGCAGCAGGCUCGAGACGCCCUGCUUCUAAUCAUGACCCUGAGCAACGACAACCAACGUGUGGCCAAACACAUCGCACACAACACCUUCUUCUGUCCGGUGUUAGCCACAGGUCUGAGUGGGCUGUACUCCUCUCUGCCUGCUAAGCUGGAGGUGUCCAGUGAAGACUGGCACUGCAUACAGAAGGACGAGUGGCAGCAGGAGCCUGCACUCGUUCACUUCCUAAACUCACUCGAGUUCUGUAAUGCCGUCAUGCAGGUGGCUCAUCCGUCCAUCAGAGACCAGCUGGUUGGCUACAUCAUCAACGGCUUUCUGAUUCCUGUUUUAGGACCCGCGCUGCAUAAACUGACUCUAGAGGAAGUGAUGACCACCACGGCGUACCUAGAUCUCUUCCUAAGGACCGUCACCGAACCUGCGCUGCUACACACCUUCCUUCGCUUCAUCCUCCUCCAUCGCCACGACAACGUGCACAUCCUGGACACACUCGUCAGCCGUAUCAACACGCCCUUCCAGUUGGGCACCGUGUCUCUCGCCCUCUUCCGCACUCUGAUCGGUCUGUACUGCGAGGACGUCAUGCUUCAGCUCAUACUCAAGUAUCUGAUCCCGUGUAAUCACAUGAUGCUGAGUCAGCGACGUGUCCUGAACGAGAGAGACUGCUAUUCUGUUUCUGCGGCUAAAUUUCUCGCCCUCACGCCGUCCUGCUGCUCUCCAGACGUCGUCGCUCCACCAAUCCGACAACUCGACUCCAUCACAUGGUCCAAGGUCACUGAUGGAGCCCAGUCAGGAACUAUGGAAACAGAGGCCUGCUCCUCGGAGCAGGAUGAUUCCGGUCACUCGUGUGUGAUCGGCUCAGAGAUUCACCUGGACGUCAGUUACCUGCAUUACCUGUACGAUGCACGUAACGGCAUCAGCAACUGCAUUCGCGCGUGCAGCGUCUGGUCCGCCCCCUACGACGGCGUGACCCCGCCUCCAGGGGACAAAUCUCGCCCUCGUGUGACCUCACAGGCUGUUACCGACGUCACUUCCUCCUCUGGUGUCGAACUCGAGUGGGACGACAGUUACGACGCCGGUUCUGCACGAGCACAGCGGGAAGAAGAAGAAGAAAACGGCGCCGCCGCUGCCGUCCCGAACGAUCCGCCGCGACACAUCCAGGAACUCCGAAAGACGGCCACUCUGCUCGUCAACGGCUCCUACGUGGAAGAGUCGGAAUUCCAGGACGACGUCUUGGUGUACGAUCUGGUGGCGCAGAAGGACGCCAACGAGUCGGCCGCUCGGACGCGGAUCCUUUCCGAUCCCGUCGCUGAGGACGCAGGCGUAGAAAAGCCAGACGAUUCCGAUGAAAAAUCAGAAAUCCGGAACGGUCCCGUUCAACCAGACGUGGAGAAACAAAACGGCGUCCAUAUUGAGGCGGAUCCGAGCGCGCACGACCUCCGAGCAGAAAAAGACGACGACUUGGCGACGCAGUACGAGGAGCUGAUCCGCACGCUGGUCGUCGAGGUGAAAAGUCCGACGAGGACGCGACAAGAGUUGAGGAAUUCCAUCAUGGAGGAAGAAGACAACGUGGAUUUCAGCUCGUUCUCAGCCGAGACGCCAGAAGCGGAGAAAUCCCCCUCGCCGUUUAGGACUAAACCUCACACUGGGGGCGUGAAUCAAGCCAUGCCUUUUACAGGCCCGUUUGUGAGCGUGCUGCUGUCUCGACUCGAGAACAUGCUGGAAAACUCUCUGCAUGUGAAUCUUCUGUUAACGGGAAUCAUCGCUCAGCUCGCCGCUUAUCCACAGCCGCUGCUGCGCUCCUUCCUGUUAAACACCAACAUGGUGUUCCAGCCCAGUGUUCGCUCGCUGUACCAGGUCUUGGCCUCGGUGAAGAAUCAGAUCGAGCAGCUGGCAGCCAGGCAGAAGGAUUUUCCUGAACUUCUCCUGGCAGCACAGCAGUGUCUUCUGGCCAGAGAGAAUUCGCUCGCAGUGCAAGAUUCGCAGAGCGCCGGAAAGAACACGAAGAACCGAUCCAUCCAGCCCAAGAUCGUGGUUCCUCCGAACAGGACGGAGGUUUACGCCACCGUCGUCUUCAGCGAGUUCCUUAAAGAACUGGCUGCCAUCACACAGGAGCAUUCCAUCCUCUCGUAUAUCCCCGUGGAGGAGUAGAGCAGAAUUCACCAAACACUCAGCAAUAUCAAGCAGAUAUCUCUUAACGUCUCACUUCCCAGAGAUGGAGUAGAGCUCCUCGUGCCUCCGGUUUUAUUUCUUUUCCAGCCGAAAGACGAGUACGGAUACUUCUUACGUUCUCCCUCGUCUCCCGUCGGAGGAAUUAAGCUGGGUGUAUUGGGCCGUCUCGACAUUUCUCAAAAACGUCUUUUUUUAAAACGCUUCCACAAACACUUUCCAUUUCUAGAUUUAUAAGAGAGUUUUUUUUUUUUUCAAAUAUCCAGCUCUGUGUGCUAGUGACUUUCCUGAUAUUCUUGAUAUAAAACACAAAAAAAAAAAAAAAAAGGUCUCUAAAAUCAUCGACUCGACCUUGGUUUUAUUCUUUGAUUUGGACAUUUUUUUUUUCUCACCAUUUCUCCGUUUUUUUUUUGUUUGUUUGUUUCGUUUUUUCCCCCGCCCCAACACGUUUAGCUUUUCUCGACUACUAGAUUAGAAAGGUCUCCGUCUUAUUUCACCUCUCAAAGACCGAUCGAAGAGUAGAUCCGCGUUUACGUAUCAAUUUCGAAUAUCCGCCUCUCGAGACUUGCCAGAUGAAGACGGUACUUCAGCCUCGGAUCGAUUUCCCUUUAGAAACGGCAUGUUUUCUCCAUCAACCCUCCAUCUUGCCAUGUUGAACUCCACUAGAUGCAGAACUCUAACUCUUAAAUCCGUCUCUGGGGAACUCUCAAGCUCUCGGGAGGAAAUUGAUGCCUAUUAAAUCAUCUCUGGUCUUCCAGUGAAGGAGUAGAGCUCCAUUUUUUUUCUUUUUUUUUUUUAACUUCUUAACCUUAUGAUUUCAUAACACUUUAAAAAAAAAAAAACAACCCAAAACGACUAGCUCUAGUAGAUGGAUAUACCUCUUACGUAAAUCAUGGAUUUAUGUCCUCCACCGUCUUCAAAAGAGCAUUUUGGAUAUAUUCUGUGGUGUUUUGUGUAGUAGCGUUUCCUCUACAAGAUCGCCAGGAUGUCAAAAUGACUGCGACGACGACGAGGGGACGCACGUCGACGGCUGCGAUCGCACCGUUUAUAAUCCACGUCCGCAGAAUGUUCUUCAGCCAAUCGGAAGAUCAGGUUCGAGUCUGUAAAGUCCGUGCCUUGUGCGCGACUUUUUACGUCGGGUUUAUUAAUGAAGGGGGGAUGUGUAAUAACAGCAGCAAUAUGAAUGUCGGGUUUUAUUUCAGGAAAGAAUCAAACAGAAACAGUGUAACGCAUUCAUUGUAACUGUUGGCGUUUAUCUUUGGGUAUUUAAAAGUCUUUGUAGAUAUAUUACUGCCAUAGAUUCUUUAUCGUCACGCAGACCUGCUCAUGUAACAGUAAUUUAAUAAUGGUAUGAUGAUGAUCUAUUUUUCUUUGUGUUCUAUUUUUUUGAAAUGUGGAUUUUCUUGGGGGGCGGGGUUGAAGUAUCUUUUCAAUUCUUUCUCUUGAAAUAUAAAAUUUAGAAAAUAAGUCGCUAUUGCAAAAAAACAAACAAACAAAAAAAAAAACCCUGUUUUUCUUUCUUACUUGCACUCGAAAAAAAAACACUGGGUUAAAAACAACCCUGAUCGGGUUAUUUUUAGCUUAGCGGCUGGGUAAAUAUCGGACAGAACACGUUUUGGGAUAAACCAAGCCGUCACGUCGGGUCGUUCGUUUUAACCCGACAGAUGCUUUGUUUUUCAACCCAGAGGAUAGUUUAAUUUUGACAAAAAUUCUGGGUUCGUUUCAGUUCAGAAAUGGAUUCUCAUAUUUUCAGGUUUUUAAAUUAUCAUCAUUAUUAUUUUUUUUCAGGGUUAUUUAUUCAGUCCAUAUUUCACAGCCAACAUAAACACACCAGUAGUGUAACCUCGUUAAUGUGCUUGGACAAUCAUUUAACACGCGUCGUGUUUACAUUUUUACUCUCGUGUGAAUAAAUCAUUAUUAUUAUUAUUUUUAAAAACAUUUAUCGGUUAAUUUAACACGAGACGUGUUGGAAUAGUAAUAACGUGUGUAGGAUAUUAACACGUCCUUUCCGAGCGGGUUUCUCCGAAUAAGUCUAACGGUCCGUCCGUGUGAAAACCCACUGUUUUGACCCGAGGAGCGGGGUUGAGGCGUCGGGGUGGGGGAGGGGUGCAUUGAUUCAACUGUCAGUGAACAUGACCCAGCUACUAACCCAGCGGUUGGGUGACACAAAACUACCCGAGACGGAGAUAUAACCCAAUUAAAUGACCAAAAAUGCUCAACCCUGCGUUUGGGUAGAAAAACACAAAUCCCAGCAGUUUUUUUUUUUAGAGUGUAGUGAAGCCUAGUGUAGUGGUUUUUUUUUGUUUGUUUUUUUUCUGCUGUGUUUCAGUUCAUGAGAGUACAUACCACAGUUCUAUUAUCAGUAGCAUGUUGUUGCCAUAUGGCAUCAAUAACCUUUUACCAUUUAACAGGAUACUCAAAAUACAUCAACGUUUUUUAAGUGACAAAAAAUAAACGAUAACGUCUCGGAUAGUGUUUCAGAUUUUUCCUUUAAGUAGUUUUGCCUAAAUAUUGAAAUAUUAAUAAAAAUUUUGGAGGUAAAUUACCAUGCAGUAAUAAAGGGUUGACUUGGUAGGUAAAAUAGUGCGAUAUUAUAUAUAUAUAUAUAUAUAUAUAUAUAUAUAAAGACGUCAAAACAGAAAAAGAAAUACUUCUAAAGUAAAAUACAAAUAAGUCUUGAAGAUAUUCCGAUGUAUUUUAUAUCCGUUAAUCAGGACGUGUUUGGUGUCGUGGUGCAGAAACUGGUGCUAAUUAAUAACGGUAUAUUAUUUUGUCCGUGAUAGAAAGAUAAUAGAAGUGUGGAAAUGUGAUGUUCAGUAGUCAGAGAGAUAAACAUGCUAAUUUUCAUGACGAGGUCCUAGAUAACCCCCCCCCCCCCCCCCUUUUUAAGUGCUCUUUACUUUUAUUUAAUAUUCUUUAGACUGCACUUGGAUUGUAUAGUGCGCUACACAAACCGUAGGAAGACUUGAGAUCAUGUAAUGACCCAAAAUGCUAAUCAUGAAUGGAAACAUGGGGUUAGGUUCGAGAUGUACACACGCGGUCAUGCUAACAACACACGCCACCUCAUUACUCGCAAGUAUUUAGGGAACAGUGCUACUUGUGUCGCUAGGCGAGAUCACUAACGCUAGCUGCCCGCUAUUACACGACUUUUAUUAUCGGCGUCUGUUGUGAGCUAAGCACAAAUGGACGUGUGGUCAGUUAGGAUUACACAAAUGUAGUCGUAGUUAUUUUAUUUUAUUAAAUGCUAAUCAUGCUGGUUAUCGGGGGGAAAUGUGAACAGUUCCAGCAUUCGUAUAUCAGUACGCUCAUUGCUGCACAAUGAUUAGCGUUUGGUUGGGAGAGUGCUCUUCUGUUGUAUGCUAGCAAUCAAGAAGUACUCCAGUCAUCAGUGUAAUGUAGUCAGAAUGAAACGCAUGCUGACUAGGCAAAAUGCUAGUCACGCUAGCACUCGGAGAACGGAAUUGGUUAGCAUUACACAUGUGCAAUCUCAAGUACAUGGCACUUAUGCGUAGUGUUUUGUUUUGUGAUUUAUACUACAUGCUAGCAAAUGAAUGAAUCAAGUCUAAUAGGAGUUAGCUAGUUAGCAUUAUACUAAGUGCUUAGCAUGAGCUCAUUUAGCUAUGAUUGCACAUUUCUGGAUGACGUGUGCCUUUAACACUGACUACUUCUAUUUCUAAUUUUCUUUCAUUUACAGUAUCACGGAGGUCUUUUUCCAGAGGUUUUAUUUCGAAAAUAUUUAUAUGGCGUUUUUAAAAAUAUCAGGUAUAUUUUUAAAAGACGGUUCUUUGGAUUACGGGAAGCUCUGCAGAAAUAAAUUAUUUUCUCUAAAUGA